Messenger RNA from Parnassius mnemosyne (clouded apollo), 2427 nucleotides. Lineage: Eukaryota; Metazoa; Arthropoda; Insecta; Lepidoptera; Papilionidae. The record is from the annotation of a GenBank genome assembly.
AUGGCACCAAUACGGUAUAGUUUACAUUAUGAAGAUUAUUCAGAACACUUAAUGUCUAGAUUUGGUAAACUAUUGCAAAUGCAGUCUUUAGUGGAUAUGACACUUAUGUGUAGUUCUCACACUUUGCGAGUCCACAAAGCAGUUCUUGCAGCAAGUAGCGCUUAUUUCCAGGAAGUAUUACAAAAACAGACCGGAGAACCGCUGAUUAUCCUAAAAAUGCGCUUCAGUGUUCUUAAGUCUCUGGUAGAAUUCAUGUAUUGCGGAAAAACGCAAUGCUUAGAGGAAAAUUUAGAUGAACUAGUUUCGGCUGCGCAAUUUUUAAAGAUCAAAGGUCUUUCUAAGGUGACAAAGGAAGGUCUAGGAAUCACUAAACACAGUGAUCUACCAAUUUUUACGCCGCCUGUGGUAAUUAAUCGGCCGCCGCAAUCUCUUAUUGACUUGCAUACACAGGAUACAUUCGAGCCAAAGCCGGCACCACCAGUAUCCUCCAGUUCCUGCCAGCCAGUGGACGGUUUCAGUCGGACGAACAAGGACAUGGUGGUUCGGAUACCGUUCGACAUUGAGAACGGCAGCGGUACAACGUCAAGCGGCGAUUAUACAGACACACCGCGCGUUAUCAGGCCGCGGCGAGGUCGACCAAGCAUUAGGCGAUCCAUGGGUUGGGACGGGCCCAGUGCGUUAGGAAGGGCGGCUGAACGCGCGUUGCUUCGUCGUGAGCAAGACUCGCGAAAGGCCAUACACCAACUUAAACAUCUGCAGACGAGACACAUGCAGGACUACAUGGAUCGGGUGACACUAUCACAAGCGGUUAAUAGCAUUUGCGAUCCGGAGUCUGCCGCGAAUACUUAUUUGAACAUGGAUAACGAUCUAAUGUACAUGGAUCAAUCAGUCUCAUCCAACGCCCUCGAUCAGACGAUGCCUUUCUCCAAGGACUCACUAAUGAAUGAAACUAUUACAUCAAGUUUCGCUAGCACAAACACAACAAAUUCGACCAACGAAACUGUUACAAGUGGUAUCAGUACCGCCAUGUCGCAGUACGUAAAUGCUUUAAAAAAUGCCGGCUUACCUACCGAUUUACCAAUUCUUUUUGAAUCGGGCGACGGCUCGUACAUCAAUGUAAACGAGCAAGUACUUUUAGAUAUGGUACAGAGUAGCGAGAUACAAUAUGAAGUCAUUGAACAACCCAACAUAAUAGAAAAAGUUUCCGAUCCUAGCGAAAUAAAAAGCAUAGAUGACCUGUCUAAAUCAAUAGAGAGGGGGGAGAUGCUUAUGGCCUCAAAGAAUUUUAACAGUAGUAAUUAUGACAAAGACUCGCAAUAUAAUCGUCACGAAGAUGCAAUUAACAGCCUGAGUUCAAUUCUACCUGAUAACCUAGAAUCAUUUGCUGAACAACAAAAUUACGUUGUUCUCGGGCAUGAUCUUCAAGAAAAUCAACCGAACAUGGAUUCUGUAACCUCACACGAUUUCUCGUGUAUCGACAGUGACAUGCAGUUUUUCACUAAAUCAAUGAGUGAUGAUGUGAAGAAAUUUUACGAGGAUCAACAGUUAAACGAUGCAAGGGUCAUGGAGCAGCUCUGUCCGAGCACAUCUCUCGAUACAAAUUUCAAUAUGUCCUUGUUAGAUUCCAAAAUCUCACAUCUCGGUGAGAAUAUGUCACAAACAUAUAACACGUUAAACAAUGAGGAUAUGCAAAGAAACGAAGAUUGCUACGACUUCAGUCUACAACUGCCGCAAGGCUCUGACUUUAAAGAUCCCCUCGAUUGUUUAAUUUCCAAUUCUAAACAAAGUGAUGACGAAAAAAAUGAUUUUGAUGUUCACGACCACUUAGAUAAGAGAGCGCAAGAAAGAGAAGACUUAAUCAAAGAUUUAAUGAACAUAGAAGAUAAGAUUAACUUGGAAAAUAGCAGUACCGUUAUUGAAAACGAAAAAGUGGUAUCAGAAUCUAAUGGAGAUUUUAACGUAGAGGAAGUUUUUCAAAAGGAAGUAAGUGAAACAAAUGAAACAGAUCGUGAUAAAACAGAUAAUUUAGGAAGUGAAUUACAAUGGGACCAUAUUAAGGUAAGCAAUAACAUAAGCGACAAAAUGUGCAAAACUGAAAACAUUGUAAAUGAUUCAGAUGUAACAAAAAAUCAAGAUGCAAUAGUUGAUUCAACAGAACAAAUCAAACAAAAAUCAAAUGAAUGGGAUGAUGUGUUAAAUGAAAAUAAUGAUGAGGCAAAUAAAGAAAAUUCAGAACAUGUAAAUCACGACAUUGAUUCAAAAUUACAAAGUGAUAUUCCUUUUGCUGUUGGGCUACUCCCUUUAAAACAAAUUCAAACCGCAGACGAAGAAGGUUUAUUAAAAAGGAGAAAAUCUAACGACUCUGACAUGUUAGACAUUGUAGAUGCAAAAUGUCUUAAACGAAAAGUAAAAUACAAAAAACUGUGA